UUGGCUCAGGAAAAGACGAGAGAUGCAGGACAAUGUUAUAGCAAAUUAAAUAAAAACAAAAGUGCCUUAUGUUGGGGACUGAAUGAUCACUGAACUAGCCCGAGCGGUCCCGUUCGUGUGAAAUGAGGCGGGCAGCCGGUCUGAGGCUCGGUGAGGCGAGAGGGUGUUUGGAGUAACUGGUACUUAUGCUGUUUUUCCGCGUCUGGAUUUGAGCUCUGCGUAAGGUGAGAAGCUGAACCGGGCCGGGUCGCCCCUAUGGAUCGGCACCAUGGAUGCUUUCAGUUUCCCCUUUAACAGCAGCGAUGAAACCGCACAGCCUUCUAGUCGGCCGGGAACACAUAUCACCGGGCAUGGCCCUUUGGCGGCGGCGGUGGCGACGACCCCGUCCAAAGCCGGAUACUGGACCGUCGUGUUUGAUUAUGAUGCCACCGCCGAGGAUGAGCUCAGUCUGCGGAAGGGGGAUCGGGUAGAGGUGUUGUCCAAGGACUCGCUGGUGUCAGGGGAUGAGGGCUGGUGGACAGGUAUGAUCGAGGACCGGGUCGGUAUUUUCCCCAGUAACUACGUGAGCGGCGGUAACGGCAUCUCGGAGAAAAUCCGGGACACGGCAGAGAACUACGACGAUUAUUCGGUGCCUCAGUUACACUUGCUGCAUAUAGACUUCAGUGAGUUGGCUCUUGAGGAAAUGAUUGGAGUUGGGGGUUUUGGUAAGGUGUACCGUGCCAUUUGGAAAGGCAAGGAGGUGGCGGUGAAGGCUGCUCGCCGGGACCCGGAUGAGGACGUGUCUCAGACACUGGAGAGUGUCCGUCAGGAAGCCAAGCUCUUCACCAUGCUGACACACCCCAACAUUAUGGGCCUUCUGGGUGUGUGCCUGCAGGAGCCCAACCUCUGUCUGGUCAUGGAGUAUGCCCGCGGUGGGCCUCUCAAUCGGGCGCUAGCUGGGAAACGCAUUGCUCCACACACGCUGGUGGACUGGGCGGUACAGAUUGCACGUGCCAUGCUCUACCUGCACUGCCAGGCCAUUGUACCUGUCAUCCACAGAGACCUGAAGUCCAGCAACAUUCUGAUUCUGGAACGAGUGGAGAACGAUGAUCUGAGCAACAAGACGCUAAAGGUGACAGAUUUCGGUUUGGCUCGAGAGUGGCACCGGACCACAAAAAUGAGUGCAGCGGGGACAUACGCCUGGAUGGCUCCUGAGGUCAUCCGCUCCUCAACCUUUUCCAAGGGCAGUGACGUGUGGAGUUAUGGGGUUUUGUUGUGGGAGCUGCUAACAGGAGAGGUGCCGUUUCGUGGCAUUGAUAGUCUGGCAGUAGCUUACGGUGUGGCCAUGAAUAAACUGUCUCUACCGAUCCCCUCCACCUGCCCCGAGCCAUUUGCCCGACUGAUGGAAGACUGUUGGAAUGUGGACCCUCACGCACGCCCCCACUUCACCAGUAUUCUAGACCAGCUGACAGCUAUCGAGGAGUCUGGCUUCUUUGAGAUGCCGGCAGAAUCAUUCCAAUCCCUGCAGGAUGACUGGAAGCUGGAGGUUCAGGAGAUGUUCGACCAGCUCAGAGCCAAAGAGAAGGAGUUGAGAUCCUGGGAGGAGGAACUGAGUCGUGCGGCUCUACAGCAGAAGUACCAGGAAGAGGCUUUACGACGGCGUGAGCAGGAACUGGCGGAAAGAGAGAUUCACAUUUUGGAACGAGAGCUCAACGUCAUCAUUCACCAACUGUACCAGGAGAAACCACGUGUGCAACACCGCCACGGAAAGUUCCGGCGCAGUCGACUUAAACUGCGUGAUGGAAACCGCAUCAGUCUGCCUUCAGAUUUCCAGCAUAAGAUCACGGUACAAGCAUCACCAUCUUUGGAUAGAAGGCGGAGCCUCCUGGGCAGUAACUCCACGCCCCCAAACAGCCCUCUUGUUUUGCCACGCCUCCGUGCAAUCCAGUUGACCCCUGGAGUAGGAGGUCAAGCCUGGGGUCGUAACACUGCUUUCCAGUUUGAUGAAGAGGAGGAGAGGAAGACUUUACAGAAAAAAGGGAGAACGCACAGAGAGCACAGCGCUGAUGAGAGUUCGAGGACUCCUAAAGAGGGCAGUCGGCAGCGUUCCUGCAGUGCUCCAAACCUGCGGCGCUCCCCCAGACACAGUCCUGCAGUACCAGGAGUGUCCAGCCUGGCUGAGACUGAAAAUGAAGACUGCUGCUUUCCAUCCGAGUCAGCUGAUUCUCCCGGCCAAUCAUACCUUUGCAUACCGUUCCAUAGGGAGGCACAUGCUGCGGACAGCUACGGCACCGAGAGCGGCACAACUGGCGUGGCUUCUGAUGUGUCCCCCAGUUAUACACGACGAAGCCUGAGCGGAAGUCGUAGAUCAGAACUGGUGUUGCUAGGCUGCGGGGCGGCUCUGGCUGCCAUUGGUUUGGGCCAUAACCUGCUGGACCUAGUACACGUGGAGGAGAGUGUACGUACACGAUGGGAAGGUCUGUUUCACCGUGCUGGUGGUCAAAGUCGCGGGACCAGCCCACCCACGCGCAAACUCUUUAAACGGGAAAGCCCUCGUCGCCCUCCCCCUCCACCCUCUUCUUUUACACUCCUUUCUCUCUCUUCUGUUUCUGACUGUAACUCAACCCGUUCUCUCCUCCGCUCCGACAGCGAAGAGGUACUCGUACUACGCCCACCUACGCCCCCUGGACAGACUCCAGCUCCUCUGAACCCCCUGGUCAACACCCACCUGGAGAGUUUUAAACGGAACCCUCGUCAGUCUCUCACGCCUACACAUGUGCCAUCUGCACACAGUACAACCUGCAGGCUUCAUCGUACACCUUCAGAUGGCGCGAUAAAGAAGGGAUGCCCACCUGCCCGUAACAACUAUAAUCACACCCCUACCACGCCCUCCAAAACAACGCAGGAUAACACAGCACCACAUAACUGUGCAGUGAACCCGUGGAGCUCAAGUGAGGACCCCUCGGAGUUGCCCCGUCUGCCUGACCCAAAUCUAGUCUUUCCACCUACACCACGUCGUCGCUUCCAACCUGAGCGUCCUAAGACUCUCGAUUUCCUGGCUAGGCCUCGCCCUUCUCCACGAGCUCGCUGUGGAUCCCAGUGGGGUGAAUCUCCCGCUCACACCUCCAGCACUGAAACCCCAUCCACUGUGGAGUUAGGAGGAGGUGUGGCCAUCUUGCCCACUCCAAUGGAACCAACCCCAUGUUCCCCUUGGGUGAAUGACAGCCUUUUGGACCAACAAGAUGAGGGACAAUGCAGGGAUGGUACACUGCCUCUUUCAUCAGACCCCAGUGUAACCCGAGACUCUCCUUACAGAGUGCGACCAGGGUUUUGCUCCUGACUCCACUCUAAACAAAACUUCAUACACAGUGACGGAUAUUAAAUUCCUUUUAUCAUUUACUCACCCUCAUGUUGCUCCAAACCCAUCUGUCUUUCUCUUCUCCAUGGAACACCAACGGAGGUCUUUCAUUAUAUGGAAAAAAGAUUAAAGUGAAUGGUGACUGAGACUAACAUUCUGCCUAACAUUUUCUUUGGUGUUCCACAGAAGAAAGUCAUAUGGGUUUGGGACAACAUGAUGGUGAGUAAUGUUUCAUUUUUUGGUGAACUAUUCCUUUAAUGAUUCACAAAUUCAGACCCACGUGGUUUCAGAUGUAGCAAGUAGACCAUCGGUUCAGAAAGGGAUUUGAUCUAAAUGACAUCCACUGCUGAAUAGAAAGGUAUAAAGGGUCAACCUGACAACCUACAGGAAAGUUCUCAGUAUACAAAUAUAACUACAUUUUACAGAUACCUUGAAAAGGGCACGUUAUGCACACAAAUGUACUUGGUUUUGUGCUUUGCUGAUCGAUUCAGCAGUGAAACCAAGGUUUUCAAUAGCAGCUCCUAAUAAACAUAAUAGUGCAGUUUUGAUAAGCUCUUCUUCAUUAAACACUAAGGUCCAGAUGUAAUAAGCUAUUGUUCAAAAAUACAAACCAGAUGCUUCAUUAAUGGCUGGACUGAUUUUCGAGUCCUUUAGAAAAGUACAGGAUCUGCAGCUUUGAUCUUGAGAGGCAUUUCAAACUCGUUGUUUUAUUCAUAUUGAGUGUCCUUUUGCGCAGUUUUAAAUUUCUGUCAGUAUGUAUAUACACAUUUCUGCAUGUUUAUGGUAGAAUUAGGACCUCCUGGGCUAGCUGAGAAAUUUUGGACCGUUUUCAGGUAUUAUUUGUCAUACAUGGAUGCGAUUGUAUACCUUUAGAAGUGCUUUUUUUCUGGUCUCAUGAAUGUACUGUAUAUUUAUGUCAAAUUUCUCAUAUUUACACCGUCCAAGAUCACUAAUUGUUCUGUAGUUUUCACUGUAGCAUGAAGUACAUAGACAUUCACAAAUAAUAUGCUAGUUUAACAACAAUGCUAAUACUUCUUCACUAAUGAAACCUCAUUCACCAGAAUUGAACAUCUUUAAGAUUAAUUAAUUGGCCCUAAAUGUGUAACUAUACAAUAGUCAGGUGUAUUACUGCAGUCUUCCAGUCUUGGUGUAUGUACAGUGUGUGUGUGUGUGUGUGUGUGUGUGUGUGUGUGUGUGUGUGAGAGAGAGAGAGAGAGAGAGCGAGAGAGAGUGACAGAGGUAAAUGCAUCAUGCAUGCAUGUGUUUCCAUGUAAUUGGAGGAUUCCAUUCUGUUUGUCUACAGAAUUUCUUUGAGAAUUUUUAAGGAUGCAUUAAAUUUGUUUUGCCAUUUUAUAAGGUGUAUAUCUUUUGUGCAAUAUAUACAUUUUCAUGUACACAUUGAUACUAAUUUCUGAAUGUAUUUAUUAAUUUAAGUUAUUUUUGUAUGUAUUUUGCACAUUGCUUUUUUGUUAUUUUGUAAAGACUUUGAUGAAGAUAAAUGUUUCUGUCUGGCUUUCUGAACAUGCUCAGACACGUACUCUCGAACAUUCUUUUGCACAUGCUCAUGUCUAGAUUGGGGUUUACAGCAGUGUUGUCUGCUGUGUCUCGCAACCCUUAAUCUUUCAUCUCUGUACUGGCAAACAUUCCUUUUGAGACACAACAACAUUUGGAGCCAAAAACCUGAUUAAACACACCAAAUUUCAAAAUAAUUUCUCAUGUAUUUCACCUAAACAAAGUCCUAAAAUAUCUGACCAGUUGACUCUGGAUCCAGGAACACUUGCUUCAUUCUGAAUGUGGUAUAUUUUUGUUUUUCAUGCUUGAAGGAAUGUGUAGCCAACAUGAAGAGCAUCUGCUGUCAUUUAUCAGCACAAUCACUGCUGUCUCUGAGAUCUGGGCAAGUGUUUUGGGUUCUGAAACUGCUGCUAUGAAACUUGUAUUGCACCCAAGCAAAUUAGACUUGUGUAAGAGCUCAAUUAAAGCCCUUAAAUGCUGAAAUGUGGUGGUUUGUGAAUGAUGUCUUAAUACUGGAAAUCAUGUGCAAGUAUUAUUAAUGUUUUGAGAUGAUGACAUCACAGCAAAGUGAAUGACAGGAGGCUGGCAUUUCACCAGAUAUGUUUGUUUUUUUCUGUCACUUAACAUAAACAUUCAAUUUAAAUUAUUCAGUGUGAGAUUAUGCUCUGUAAUAAAAUAACCUCAGUGCUCCACAUUACUGCAAAUUUAACACAAUUAGUAAAUGCUUCCUCAUCAAGAACAGCAUUUGAAAUGACAUUCAGAUGUAUUCAACAGUUUAAGCUUUCAUUCUUCUCCAUUACACAGAUUUGUAUCUAGCUGUUUCAAAGCCAGCAUGUCUAGGACACCAACCCAUCUGUCUCCAAGGAUGAUUUCCAUGGAAUCUCACCAUAGCAACCAGCACUGAAUUGGACUUUGUGUACCUGCUGUUUAGCUGCAAGUAAAACCCAUAAUAAGCAGUUGAGUAGAGAAAUAUAAAAAAAACAUUAAAGAUAAAACAGUCCUUUCUCAGUCAACAUUAUUUAAAAGGUCAUUAAUUUUGAGUCCAUCAAGUGAUAUUUUUCAAUCACCUACUUGCAACGUCUUCACUCCACAGCAAAUUAUUAAUUACUUCUAAAAUUGAAAUAAGAUUGCUUUGCCGAAUGCUUGAUCGAAAAAGUAAUCACAUUACUAAUUAAUCUACUUUUAAGUUACUUUCUAAGACACCUUUCAAAGAAAAGGUUUUUGAUUUUCUACUCAGCUAAUUCAAAAUAAUGUCUUUAUUUCCCCUUUAUUUUAUUUUUUUGCACGCAAGUUAUACACUUGUUUCUGACACAGAAACACAUACAGAAGUAUGAAUUAUUAGCAUAAUUCUUUAUAUGUGUUUUAUAUACAGGUAAAUAAUAUUUAUUAAGGUAAUUAACUUAAUUAUCAGGGGGUUUUUUAUUAAAAAAAAGUCAUACGAGUUCUGUAACUAAUUACUUUGCAAUCACACUACACCCAACACUGAAUCAGAAUCACUGAUAUAUCACAGCAAACAAAAACACACACUCCUAAAUAUAACAAUGAUCACAGUUUACUGUAUUUUACUCCUACAUGCUUCUGAGUGCAUAUGAGACUGUGCUUGAUUCACAUGCUUACACUCUUUAAGUCCACUGUAUGUGUGUGUUUGUACAUCUAAGCCCACACUGUGCAUGACAGAUCUUUCCCACUGCGAUCUGAAUGUGGUGUUAAAUGAAAAUUCUCUCAUCAUUUACUCACCCUCAUGCCAUCCCAGAUGUGUAUGACUUUCUUUCUUUUGCAGAACACAAACGAAGAUUUUUAGAAGAAUAUCUCAGCUCUGUUGGUCCAUACAAUGCAAUUGUGACCAAAACUUUUAAGCUCCAAAAAGCACAUAAAGGCAGCAUGAAAGUAAUCCAUAGGACUCCAGUGGUAUAAUCCAAGUCUUCAGAAGCAAUUUGAUAGGUGUGGGUGAGAAAAAGAUCAGUAUUUAAGUCCUUUUUUACUAUAAAUUCUCCUCCUUGCCCAAGAGGUGGCGAUAUGCACGAAGAAUGCGAAUUGCCAAAAAUAAAAGUAGAAGAAUGUGAAAGUGGUGAUUGUUUGUAAAAAAAGGACUUAAAUAUUAAUCUGUUCGUCACCCACACUAUAUAUAUAAUUUCUGAAGACAUGGAUUAAACCACUGGGGUCCUAUGGAUCACUUUCAU
Molecule: messenger RNA, 7029 nt
Organism: Myxocyprinus asiaticus (Chinese sucker)
Lineage: Eukaryota; Metazoa; Chordata; Actinopteri; Cypriniformes; Catostomidae
Product: mitogen-activated protein kinase kinase kinase 9-like
Exons: 11
Coding region: 269-3319 (1016 amino acids)
Biological process (GO): protein phosphorylation
Molecular function (GO): protein binding; JUN kinase kinase kinase activity; ATP binding
Source: RefSeq, a predicted model, not a curated record